Molecule: messenger RNA, 1546 nt
Organism: Amborella trichopoda
Lineage: Eukaryota; Viridiplantae; Streptophyta; Magnoliopsida; Amborellales; Amborellaceae
Source: RefSeq, a predicted model, not a curated record
AGUUCUUGUCUUGUAAAGCCUGAAAUCAACUUAGGGUUUCCUUCACUUUCAACUGAGCUUCCUUUUCAUCGUAGAUAGAAGCUUAUCUGCUCAGGUCAAAGUUGAAACCCCUUGAAGAGACAUCGCUAGCCACUAUCUACACCGACAAUCGUCGGAUCGACUGCCUUCAAUUCAUCUUGGCGAUGCCGCCCGUUUGGUUUAGAGGUGUCGAGGUCGUAGUUCUCGGCCUCCUAUUAUUGGCGUACAGAGGUGCAGGCAGUAAGUCCCUGCACAGAGUGGAGGAGAAGGUUGAGGGUGGAAGCAGGAGCAGUAUUCAUUACCACCGAAAGCUGCUUCGCAUCAUCCACACCCCUCCUCACGCAUCUUCUUCUUCUUCUGGAGGAAAGGAAUUGCCAGAUCGCGUGGAUGACUCGUGCUCGAAGGAGGACAUAGUCGUUUACCAGGGCCCCACCGCCCCCCUGCCCAGCGGCAUCCCCACCUACACAGUCCAGGUCCUUAACGUGUGCGCAUCUGGCCACCCAAUCUCAGCCAUCCAUCUCGCCUGCGGAUGGUUCAGCUCGGCCCGCAUGGUUAACCCAUCCACAUUCAGGCGCUUAGGCUACAACGACUGCCUCCUCAACGAUGGCGGCCCUCUAGCCCCUGGCUCCAGCCUCUCUUUCCAAUACGCCAACACUUAUCGCUACCCUCUCUCUGUUUCCUCCGUCGUUUGCCACUGAUAACCCUAACCCUAAAUAUUCCCUCUUUUUUUCCUUCUUCAAAAUUAAAAAAAAUACAAAAACAAAACAAAUAUUUCCUUUUGGGGUCUCAUUUUUAAUACCUAAUUUUGACAGUAAGUACAGAAGGCCCUCAUCCUAAAUAUAAACUUUAUUAUUGCCCUUCUUAUGUGGACUCACUCAACAUGAAAAACCUGUAAAUUUUCUCAUGGCCCUGUUUUUUACCCAAUUUUAUUAGUAACUAGACUCGAGCCUCCAUUAGAGUGACAUUGAUGUACGGGAUGGGUGGGUUUACUGAAAACUUGGGUGUGGAAUUAGCCCCUUUUUUGGGUUUGGAUUUAGCAAUUUUUUUUUCCUUCCUUCUUUGGAGAAUGUGUCUUCAUUGUUCAACAGCAAAUGGGCAAAUGAGCUUCCUGGUGGUGUAAAUAAAAGAGGCAAUAAUGGGUUUGCGGAAAAGAGGAAGAAAAGAAUUUCAGGUGUAAGAGGGGGUUGGUACAUUGAUUGAAGAGUGGGAGGGAAUGGGAAUUGAUGAGUGACUGACGGUCUCUGUUUGUGAAUAGUUUUUGUUUUUGCGAGUUCACGGGUUAGAGAUCCAGCCAUUAAUGGCGGUUGUGGGGGUUUUAGCGUCUGGCAAAAGCGACCUCGAGUUAGUGGGGAAGGGGGCUGCGUUACUCGCUUUGCCUUUUUGUAUUGGGGAGUGUGGAAUGUUGCAGAGAUUUUUCUUUUCCUUAGAGAGAGAGAGAUGUUAUUAAGAGCCUAGGAUCAUAGAGUUAGGUGUGUAAAACUGUAAUGUGUGUCGGAUAUAAUAGAAAUUCUUCUGGUGUUCUCUGAAA